Molecule: messenger RNA, 955 nt
Organism: Macadamia integrifolia
Lineage: Eukaryota; Viridiplantae; Streptophyta; Magnoliopsida; Proteales; Proteaceae
Product: heme-binding protein 2
Exons: 2
Coding region: 68-760 (230 amino acids)
Source: RefSeq, a predicted model, not a curated record
AUUGUACAUAUAUAUAAGCUCAGGUAAACUAGGCCAAGUAAUCUGCUCAAUUCAAGACGUUCUCACCAUGGCUGCCAUGGCUGCUAAUCUACUCAACCUCUCAGUUCUUCUUGGACUCCUAUCCAUGAGUGUUGGAAUGGUUCCUCCUACGUGCAGCCGUAUCGAAUGUCCAAGCUAUGAUGUAAUUCAUGUAGGUAAUGGUUUUGAAAUCCGCCAUUAUAAUUCGACGAUGUGGACAUCAACUUCUCCAAUCCAAGAUAUUUCAUUCGUUGAUGCCACGAAAUCAGGCUUCCUACAGCUAUUUGAUUACAUUCAAGGGAAGAAUACCUACAAAGAGAAGAUAGAGAUGACAGCUCCUGUGAUUACUCAAAUCUCCCCAAGUGAUGGACCCUUUUGUGAAUCAUCCUUCAUUGUUAGCUUUUAUGUCCCUAAAGUGAAUCAAGCUGACCCACCUCCAGCACAAGGUCUUCAUGUACAAAAUUGGGGUCCUGUGUAUGCAGCAGUAAGACAAUUCAGUGGAUUUGUGUCUGAUGAUGAACUUGGAGAAGAAGCAGCAGCGUUACAUGACAGUCUGGCUGGUUCUUCCUGGUCAGAUGCCGUCGAUAAAGGCCGGGCUGCUGAUCCAACAUCGGUUUACACUGUUGCACAGUAUAACUCACCAUUUGAAUAUGAGAAGAGGGUCAAUGAGAUUUGGAUGAUGUUUGAUAUAAAUGAUGCUUGGUAUGAAAGAUUAGAUUUUGAAAUAAGAGAAAAAUUUUAAGUCAUGAGGAAACAGUAGAGGGAAUCUUUGCUUCUGCUCUGUAUUUAUUCUAUCUUAGCUUAAAGUUGAGUUUUAAGCUUAGUUAUUAUGUGGAAACCAUAGAAGGGGUAGUACUUCUUAUGUGAUUCUGAAUCUAUUAUUUGUACCUUAAAAGAGUUAAAACUUUUUAAUUGAAAUGCACCAUUUCAAUGGUUA